AUGCGUCAAAUCUUUACUACGUCAAAUUAUCUUCUCCUUUUACAUACGAUUAUUCUCGACAAUUCAGAUUCUUGUUUUGCUUUUUAUGAUUAUUGGACUAAUAAUUCUUUAACGACUAUAAUACCAAAACUUGAACGAUUGAUUAUAAAGAAAGCUCAAUAUUAUCAAUGUGGUUUUAUUGAUCGUUCACUUAUACCUCUAUCAACUGGUUGUUAUUAUGGAGAAAACAAAUGGUCCUCGUUAUACGAACUGAAAAAUCUGCAAUGGUCACAUACGGUACAAUUAACAUUGACCGUCCAAUUUCCAUUUGAAAUUAUUUUUGUUCUUCAAAAUAAUGCUAUACCAUGUCUCGAAUACUUGUAUAUAACUAUUGAACAUGAAAAAUGUACAAGGGAGCCAUAUAUGAAUGGGCCACAACCACAAAUCGAAUUUUGUGAAAAUCAUAUUCUUCAAAUGGCUGAUGCAACUCGACUUCGAACUCUUGUUUUACGUCAUUUAAGUCUUCAUAAUAUAACAAUUCUAAUUCGUUCUCUCAAUAUGCCUCUUUUGAAGAAAUUGAUAGUUGUUGAAAUAUUUGACGAAACACUUGUACAUUAUGAAGAACUUCGUCAAAUUAUCAAUCACAAGCGUAUACCUUGUUUGAAAGAGUUUUACUUUCUUAUUUGUUUUCCAGAACAUCUCUAUAAAGAAUUUCAAAAGACUAUUGUCAAUACAUUUGAUAGUACAUGGCCUUUUAACAAUCUUGUUUAUCACAUUGAAGAACAACUUCUUCGUUUUUACAAUAUUGAUAAAAAAACGAAAAGAGUCAUUCUUUUCUAUACUUCACCAUUACACAUGUUACUACAAUAUACACGUACUAUUUGUAAUCAUUCAUUUGCACAAUAUUCAAGGCAAAUCAAUCGGCGUUGCAUGAGAUGGAAGUGUAAUGAAGUAGAUAAUCUCACUCAGCUGACAACUACUUUCAACAAACUAGCUGCUGGAUAUGUAGAUACACUUAUUUUAGAAUUCUACGAAAUGAAAGUGAUUAAACGAUCGGAACGUGCUUACAUUAUUGAUCAAAUACUUUAUAUGUCGCCUCGUCUUUCACAACUCACUGUAGAAUGGGAAGAUUUAUCUCUUUGCUCACGUUCCAAUACAAACGUGAAACAUUUACGUCUUCGAUUAAACAAAAAUUGUAAAGAUCCAGAUGUAUACGUUAAUAUUAAUUACCUUGUCCAACUACUACCUAGUAUAUGCUGUCUCGAAACUAGUCAUGGUUAUUUAUCCUUCAAUGAGAAUCUCGUGAAAUUUAUAGUGAAGAUUGUUGAUACCAUCGAUCGACUUGUUCAGUUGGUUAUAAAUAAAAAUGGUUUGUUACGACUUGAUCCAAAAGUUGAAGUAUCAAUUGAACAAGCAAUAUUCAACACUGGUAAUAAGCGACUAUUGAAUUCUAAGAUGUGUCAAAUAAGUUUUCCACAUUUCAACGAACUUCGAAUUUGGUUAUCAUAG
Molecule: messenger RNA, 1488 nt
Organism: Adineta steineri
Lineage: Eukaryota; Metazoa; Rotifera; Eurotatoria; Adinetida; Adinetidae
Source: the annotation of a GenBank genome assembly